AUGUAUUUGUGCGGAAAGAAUUACGAACAGGAAAUGGAUCUUAUCCGAAGAGUAACUGGCACACUUCCAAAGGGUUUCAACAUGGUCUCAUUUCAGGAAUAUCUCAAUUAUGAGCAAGGUUUCCUGAGUUUGACAAACUUUGCUCUGUAUGAAUUGGAUACGUAUUGGGUGGCCGUAACGAUAAUCACAAUGAUCGGAUCCUCGUUCACCAUAUCCGUUUACGCGUUCACGACCAAAGGAAUGUUUGACACUCUGCUGAAAUUGAGAUCGAAAACAUCGGCGGUUAACUAUAAAAAGCAAAGGAUGGCAUUGAUCAGUCUGAUCGCUCAGUUGGCCACUUCAAUCAUUGUGAUUAUUCCUCCAGGACUCCUCGCUCUUCUGAUUAUUAUAAAGUUCACCUACGCACAAAAGAUCACCCGCUGGCUUCUGGUCGCGUUCACUUCGCACGCUUCCAUCAAUGUGAUUGUCCUCAUUAUAACUUCUCCGCCAUUCAGAAAAUUCACUUUUUUCUGGAGGAACAGGUCACAAAACCGUUUUCGUAGCUAUCAUGUUUGAGACGUUUUCAGAAAAACCACGCCUCUUGUCGUCAGCAAGUCCUGA
Molecule: messenger RNA, 600 nt
Organism: Caenorhabditis sp. 36 PRJEB53466
Lineage: Eukaryota; Metazoa; Nematoda; Chromadorea; Rhabditida; Rhabditidae
Source: the annotation of a GenBank genome assembly